AUGUCCGAGAAGAGGAGGGCGGAGAUCGAGGCCAAGCGGGCGAAGCUUGCGGAACUCCGGAAGGCAAGGACGGACAGGCAGACCGCUGAGGCGGAGCGGAGAGCAUCAGACCGGGGCGGCGCAAGUACCGUUGCCCGCAGAGACGUAGAUGACCUCGUUAAUGUCCUCAUCGGCUCCUCCAGCCGUGGCGACAGUGCGAUGGACACGCCUAUAUCUUCAACGCCUGGAACUCCUGCGCUGGACAGGACAAUACCCCUCCCUGGAUCUUCUUAUGCGCUGUCCGGUCCUUCUUCUGUGUUGUCAGGACGGUUGAGCAGGAAUAGCGAUGCGGCCUCGGACAGAUACAGUCUAGGGACAACUCUCGUCCAUUCGCAGAACGGUGCUACAGAGAAUGUCAUUGAGCGUGAGAUGAUAGCACGCAGUGUUCCGGAUCUCAUAGACAUUGAGCAGGAGCUGUUCGAGCUUCCGCAGAGGGAACGUGUUGUAUACAACAAGGAGAUUCAGACCAUGGACACUCAGGCGGAACCGGAAGCACCCAACGAAGACGAGAUCCGCGAACGGGUACAUCGCGAGCGCGACGCGGCCGACGCGGAACGAUUAGCAAACGAGCAGGAACUUGAGGCCGAGAGCAAGAAGCUGGACGAGGAGAUUGCUCAGGAGAUUCAAGAAAUGUCUGAGGAAGAGAAACAAAGCAUAUUCUCAGCACCAGAAUUCUUGGAUUUCGUCGAGCAGUCCACCAAGAUCAUUCAGCGAGCUCUGAACGACAAUUACGACUACAUCCGAGACUACACUAUUGGUGCAGAGAGUGGAACCGAGGCAUCCGAAGGGAAGGUUAAAUGCGUUUGCGCGUUUUAUGAUGAGCGAUAUGGGAAGUAUCGGUCUAUCACAGACAUUGACUGGUCGCCGAAGUACCCGGAGCUUAGCUGUGCGGCUUAUAACAAGAAUCCAGCAGCAUUGAACGAACCCGACGGCAUUGUGGCGGUAUGGAACCUUCACCUGCUGGAACGACCCGAGUUUGUUUUCCAUUCUCAGUCCGACGUGUUGUCUGUGGCGUUCUCUCCCUUCCACUCGAAUCUAAUCUUCGGGGGCACAUAUUCAGGCCAAAUCCUGCUCUGGGACACGCGAUCAAAGCACCUACCGGUGCUCAAGACGCCAUUGUCGGCCGCCGGUCACACACAUCCGGUGUACGCCAUACAGAUGGUCGGCACGCAGAACGCGCACAACCUCAUUACGAGCAGCACAGACGGCACCGUGUGCAGCUGGCUUGUUGACAUGCUUGCUCAACCCCAGGAAACGCUCGAGUUGGUUCACGGUGGGCACAACAAGACAAGCGAGGUCGCUAUCACUGCGCUUAACUUCCCGGACAACGAGACGACGACGUUCUGGGUCGGCACAGAGGAAGGCAACGUGUACCAGGCCAACCGGUACGACCGAGCGGGAGCCAAGGCAGGAUUGAACCAGUACGACGUCUACAAGGGCCACUCGGGACCGGUCAUGGGGGUGCACUUCCAUCCACUCGUGGGCCCUGUGGACUUCUCAGAUCUAUUCCUGUCGUGCUCCGUGGAUUGGACGGUGAAGCUCUGGCGGGCGAAGUCAAUGGCAAAGCCGUCGACGGUGGCCAACCACGUCGCGCCACUAUACUCGUUCGACGAGGCGGACGACUACGUGUACGAUGUGAAGUGGCAUCCCACACAUCCUGCAGUAUUUGGGACCGUGGACGGCGCGGGCAAGUUCGACCUAUGGAAUCUGAACCACGACACAGAGGUGCCGGUGGUGUCCACGAACGUCGGGUCGGGCAAGGCGUUGAACAAGAUCUGCUGGGAGAGGAAGGACGGACGGCGCGCGGCGCUGGGAGGGAGCGACGGGAAGCUCUAUAUUUACGACAUUGGAGACAUGGCCUUGCCCCGGGAGUCGGAGUGGACGGACAUGCAGCGGACGGUGGCCGGGAUCAUGGGCGGUGCCCCGCACGCAAAUGGGCUCGGGGACGACUCGGCGAGGAUUGUCGCUGGCCGGUGA
This is a messenger RNA of Epithele typhae, 2016 nucleotides long. RefSeq names its product WD40 repeat-like protein. The transcript is spliced from 10 exons. Gene Ontology annotation, molecular function: dynein light chain binding; dynein heavy chain binding. The record is from RefSeq and is a predicted model, not a curated record. The coding region runs from base 1 to 2016 and encodes 671 amino acids. Gene Ontology annotation, biological process: transport along microtubule. Gene Ontology annotation, cellular component: cytoplasmic dynein complex. NCBI's taxonomy places the organism in Eukaryota, Fungi, Basidiomycota, Agaricomycetes, Polyporales, Epitheliaceae.